AUGGCCACGGAUCCAUUUCAAAAAUAUUUGAAUUAUACGAAUUACACGACGAUAACUGAGACAAUCGAAGUGGUAAUUUUUGUAUUUAUUUUUAGCUUUUUUACCUAUUUUUUACCCCUCCACCUCUGACUGACCGAAACUGUACCCCCCCCCUUUUUUUUCAGACCGAGAAAUGUUGUCUAAACCUCAAUUUUCAGCAGAAUUUUAUGGAUUUUUCCCUAACGGCAAACAUGAUUGUGAAAUCGAUUGCGGUGAAUAGCAGCGCCAUGGAGCUUCUUAUCAUUGGCGAUCAGUUGGUAAGGGUAAAUCAAGACUUUGUGUGGACAAUCCAAGAAGCCGAGUCUUUGUUCAAUGCUCGUGGCAAGGUGAGGAACAUUUUUUUUUUAAAGUUGGACUUUAAAAUAAAUUUUAUGUAAGCUUAAAAUGUGUAUGUUUCAUUUUAUAUAAGCCUAAAAUGUGAAUUUUCGAUUUUAUAUAAGCCUAAAUUAUGUAUUUUCAAUUUAAUAUAAGCCUAAAAUAUGUAUUUUCAAUCUUAUGUAAGCCUAAAAUGUGAAUUUUUAAAAUUUUUAAUGUUUUUCAGUUCGAAAUUCAAGUCUUGCGACAAGCCUACAAAAAACCGCUAAAAUACUGGAGGAGCAAACAAUGCAAUUUCAAGCGAACGACCACAACCAAUUGCUUUGUAGUCCAAAUAGCAGACUAUGAUGAAAAAGGUGACUUCAGGUUAUAUCCAUUGGCUAAAAAAGGCACAUUCGAAAUCGAGAAGGUAAGGUUCUACCUCCACUUCUAGCCUUACUUAUUUAUACUCAUACCCAUAGCCAUGCUUUUGCCCCUACCCUUACUUCUACUUCUGUCUUCUUUAAAAAAUUUAAAUUUAAAACCCAUGCCAUUUUCAGAUGGCAUGCAACUCAUCCGCAACCUUUUAUUUCCAACUUAAUGAUGUUGUAAUGGAUUUGGACAGUGUCAUAUACCGGACGCCUGAGGAGUUUAUGAAGGCAUUCGAGACAGCAGCCAGUAGCAAUCUCAAGUUUUCAGUCGCUGUUUAUCGACCGGACGAUGUCAAAAUGCCUUUGUGGAGCCAGGACGAGUCGGUAUGUUACCUAAAAGUUAAGACUUAUUUGUUCAGCUUUCCAAGUCUUACAAACCUAAGCCUUCUAAGCCUAAGCCUUAUAAGCCUAAGCCCUGUAAGCCUAAGCCUUCUAAGCCUAAGCCUUAUAAGCUUAAGCCUUGUAAGCCUAAGCCUUGUAAGCCUAAGCCUUGUAAGCCUAAGCUUUCUAAGCCUAAGCCUUCUAAGCCUAAGCCUUCUAAGCCUAAGCCUUAUAAGCCUAAGCCUUCUAAACCUACUUUUUCUAAGGCUAAGCUUUUAAGACUGAGCCUUGUAAACCAAAGCUUUUUAAGUCGCAAACUUUCAAGUUUAAGCCUAAGGCUUCUAAGCCUAAGCCUUCUAAGCCUAAUCUUUCGAAGCCUAUGCCUACUAAGUCUAAGCCUACUAAGAGUAAUCCUACUAAGCUUAAGCCUUCUAAGCCUAAGCCUUCUAAGCCAGAGCCUACUAAGCCUAAGCCUAAUAAAAAUUUUAAAUUUUUUUUUAAGGAAAAACACCUCAACUGGCCCACACCAUCAGAUUGUUACCUAAUCGGCCAACGUGAAGCGCUUCGUUUCAAUCUCUCAUUCAUACGAAAGGAGGAAGAUAAUGAAUCCACGACGGACACACAGGAAAUGACAAUGGAAGACGACAAUAUGAAUGCCAUCGUUUCAACAUACAUGACCCAAAAAAGGAACAGCCGACCGAGCCCCGUCACCUGGUCAACAACACCACCAGGCGGCAAGAAAAAGCGUCGUCAGCCACGUUCUCGACGCAAAACUCGUUCGAAACUGUUGUCAAAGGACCGAAGGCUCAGCCCGUUCCGUCAAAGAAUCCAAAGCCUGAGGCGGAAGAUGAAGAAGCAGGGUUCGGCCGUCAUCGAUACGGUAGGGCAAUUUUUUGAGGAAAAUGAUGUUUUUGGUACUGAUUAGGGGCAUAGGAAAAUAAUUUUCAUACUUUUAAACCAAAAAUUUUGAAAAAAAAAAAUUAUUGACUGGUCGAUAAAAUUUUUUAAAAUGGGCGUUUUUUUGAAUUUGUAGGCUUAGAAAAAAUAAUUUUUAUGGUUCUGGAGCAAUAAAUUUGAAAUUGAUAAUAUAUUUUUUAAAUAACAUUUUUCGAGUUUUUAGGCUUAUAAAAAAUAAUUUUUAUGGUCUUUAGAGUAAAAAUUAUAAUAUGGUACUAUACUACCUAAGCCCCAAAAAUUGAAAAAGAAAAUUAUCGACCGGUUGAUAAAGUAUUCUUUUUUUUGAAAACGUAGUUCUUCUUGCUUAAAACAUGGAAAAAACCAGUUUUUAAGCUUAAUUAUUGAUAUAAAUAUGAAAUAUUGUUCCUUUCAGAAAGAGAACGAAGAAGAACAAGUGAGGACGGACGUGCGCGAAGGGCAAAAGCUUCAUCAAUUGCCGCAAGGACCCGGUUUAGGUACGCGAAUGAUGUAUAAUGCACUGAACCUGUUCCGAAGACCCAAAUACGAUCCAGAAACUUGUUUCCCGGCUGUUAGCAACAAAAUGGGAUCAGCUUCAGCAGAACCACCAGCUCAGAAUGAAGCGAGCAGUCCUGCUAGUCCUUCUGCAGUUGGUGCAAGUAGCCCUGGUAGUCCUGGUGCAGAAAGUCCUGGUGCAGCGAGUCCUGGUGUAACUAGUCCUGGUGCAGCGAGUUCUGGGGUGGCGAGUUCUGGAAGUCAAGUUGCAGCUAGCAGUGGCAGUCAAGGUGCAGUUAGCCCCGGUAGUCCUAGUGCAACCAGUUCAGGCACGCGUAGUGCAAACAGUCCUGGUGCAGUUAGUCCGGGUACGUUAAGCGAUGAUGCCGCCAGCCCAGGAGAGAAGAAGCAGAAGCUGAAAGAGGGCUCGGAGAAAGUCAAGAAGCCAAAACAAGUUUCGGAGGUUAAGAAGGUCAAAGAAACUUUGAACGAAGCCAAGAAGCCUAAGGGUAGCGCCGAGAAGACUGUCGAGAGUUCAAAAAAGCUUAAGAAGCCUAAAGACGCUAUGGCUAGAAGGAAGUUUUCGAAUAAACGUUCUAAUCCCGAAAUGGAAGAACAGAAGACAGCCGUACAGUCAAGCAAAUACUACAUGGACGGUUCACACAAAAAACGGCGUAAGACUUCAGAAGAUCAACAAAAGGCCAAGCUUAAAGAUCAGCUUGAUUUACCGAAAGAUCAGUCCAAGGAUCAGCCUAAAGAGCAGUCCAAGAACGAAUCAGAAGAUGCUAAAAAGCCCGAUGAAAGCCAAAGGAAAAACAGGAGAAAGACGAUUAACUAA
Bursaphelenchus okinawaensis is the source of this 3333-nucleotide messenger RNA. The record is from the annotation of a GenBank genome assembly. Lineage: Eukaryota; Metazoa; Nematoda; Chromadorea; Rhabditida; Aphelenchoididae.